AUGUAUAGAUCUGUGGCCUUGCUCAACACGCUUAGCAAGUUUCUCAAAGCAAUUAUUAUAUGCCGCAUCAGCUAUGCUAUGGAAAGUAAAGGAUUACUUCCUUCAAGCCACCUAGGUGGCUAUAAAGGAAUAUCCACGGAUCAUGCCAUACAGAUCAUCCUUAAUCAAAUCUGUGGAGCCUGGGGACGUGGCCAUGCUGUUAUAUUUAUGCUCCUAUUAGAUAUCAGCGGUACUUACAACAAUGCCCACCACCUACAACUACUACACAAUAUGAAGAAACGAUGUCUAGGGCACUUUGUGCCUACCAAGAUACGGAUCCCUGAGGAGAUAUCUAGCCAAAUUCCUAUACCAACAGGCAUCCUACAAGGAUCACCAAUCUCACCUAUCUUAUAUCUGAUUUACAACGCGGAUCUGAUUGAGGAUUGUGCAGAUAUAGUUAAUCACACAACAAUAAGUGGAUGGAUGGACGACGUAGCCUUGAUAACCAUAGAUAAUAUAGAGACAGAAACAAUAAGAAAGCUUCAAAAAGCUAGCAAGAUCGCAGAUCAAUAG
Molecule: messenger RNA, 552 nt
Organism: Talaromyces stipitatus ATCC 10500
Lineage: Eukaryota; Fungi; Ascomycota; Eurotiomycetes; Eurotiales; Trichocomaceae
Exons: 2
Coding region: 1-552 (183 amino acids)
Source: RefSeq, a predicted model, not a curated record